This is a messenger RNA of Macrobrachium nipponense, 420 nucleotides long. Its product is annotated as probable ubiquitin-conjugating enzyme E2 7. The transcript has 3 exons. Bases 52 to 339 code for a protein of 95 amino acids. The record is from RefSeq and is a predicted model, not a curated record. Gene Ontology annotation, biological process: protein polyubiquitination; ubiquitin-dependent protein catabolic process. Lineage: Eukaryota; Metazoa; Arthropoda; Malacostraca; Decapoda; Palaemonidae. Gene Ontology annotation, molecular function: ubiquitin conjugating enzyme activity.
UUUAAACAAAAUCUAAUAUUUCCAAGAGAGUAUCCCCUCCGGCCACCUAAAAUGAAGUUCAUCACAGAUAUAUGGCAUCCAAACAUUGAGAAGAAUGGAGACGUGUGCAUUUCAAUUCUUCACGAACCUGGAGAUGAUAAAUGGGGUUAUGAAAAAGCCUCUGAGCGCUGGCUUCCUGUGCACACAGUCGAGACUAUUUUAAUCUCUGUCAUCAGUAUGUUAGCAGAUCCCAAUGAUGAAAGUCCAGCAAAUGUUGAUGCAGCGAAAGACUUUCGUGAGGACUAUACUGUCUUUAAAAAGAAAGUAGCGCGUUGUGUUCGAAGAAGUCAAGAGGAAUAGGAAACUUAGGAUUUUAACUUUAACCCGGUAAGUAAAAUAAAAUCUUUCUUAUUAAAAUCAGUAGAGAGUUUGUGUUGAAUG